Ochotona princeps (American pika) is the source of this 2996-nucleotide messenger RNA. RefSeq names its product chitobiase (gene CTBS). Gene Ontology annotation, biological process: carbohydrate metabolic process; chitin catabolic process. The transcript is spliced from 7 exons. The coding region runs from base 115 to 1242 and encodes 375 amino acids. The record is from RefSeq and is a predicted model, not a curated record. Gene Ontology annotation, molecular function: chitin binding; chitinase activity. NCBI's taxonomy places the organism in Eukaryota, Metazoa, Chordata, Mammalia, Lagomorpha, Ochotonidae. Gene Ontology annotation, cellular component: extracellular region.
CCUGCGCCUCCCACACCCGCCUGGCACCGCCCCGCCCGACCUCGAGCGGCCCAGGGCAGGUCCAGCCUGCCCCGGCAGGAACAGCAGUCUUCAUUCGCCCGGCGAUCUGCAGGCAUGGCAGGGCUGCAGCUCCGACGUCCGCGCCUGCUGCUGCGCCUCCUGCUGCUGCUGCCGCUGCUGGCGCUCUCGGCCGCCGGGGACCACUGCCCGUGCCAGGAGCCCGCACACUGCCUCCCGAUCCGCCACCGCCCCGACUUCGAGGUCUUUGUAUUUGAUAUUGGCCAUAAAACUUGGAAACAUUAUGAUUGGACACAGAUUACAACUGUGGCAGUUUUUGGAAAAUAUGACUCAGAACUUAUGUGCUAUGCUCAUUCAAAAGGAGCCAGGGUAGUGCUAAAAGGAGAUGUGUCAUUAAAGGAGAUAAUUGACCCAAAUUUCAGAGCAUCUUGGAUAGCUCAAAAACUGAAUUUGGCUAAGACACAGUAUAUGGAUGGAAUUAAUAUAGACAUAGAGCAAGAAGUUACUUGUUCUUCUCCAGAAUAUGAUGCAUUAACUGCUCUAGUCAGGGAAACCACGGACGCCUUCCAUCAGGAAAUUAAGGGAUCACAGGUAACCUUUGAUGUAGCUUGGUCUCCAAAGUGUAUAGACAGAAGGUGUUAUAACUACACUGGAAUUGCAGAUGCUUGUGACUUUCUCUUUGUGAUGUCAUAUGAUGAACAAAGUCAGAUCUGGUCACAAUGUAUCGCAGCAGCCAACGCUCCCCAUAAUCAGACUUUAGCUGGGUAUAGCGACUACACAAGGAUGGGCAUUAACCCUAAGAAACUUGUAAUGGGCGUUCCCUGGUAUGGCUAUGAUUAUACCUGCCUGAAUCUAUCUGAGGAGAAUGUUUGUACCAUUGCAAAAGUCCCUUUCCGGGGAGCCCCCUGCAGUGAUGCUGCAGGACGCCAGGUGUGCUAUGCAGUGAUCAUGAAGCAAAUACUUCAUUCUACUUCUGGAAGUCAAUGGGAUAAAGUUCAACAAGCUCCCUUUUAUAACUAUAAAGAUCAUGCCGGCCAUUUCCAUCAAGUGUGGUAUGAUAACCCUCAGAGCAUUUCUUUGAAGGCAGAAUAUGUAUCACACUAUGGCUUGCGGGGUAUUGGCAUGUGGAAUGCAAACUGUCUUGACUACUCUGCCGAUGCUGUAGCCAAACAGCAAACUGAGGAAAUGUGGAAAGCCCUAAAGCCAAAACUCAGACAGAGAUGAACAUGUUGUGUCAAACUGUUAAGAUUUAGAAAAACGAUUUGUAUAUAGUUUCUUGAAGAGAUAAAAAAAGUAUUCAUUUUUGUUAUGUUGCCAUAUAUUUUACUUACUAGUAUACUAAAAAAAUGUAGAUAAAGACUAAAAUUGUUUGAACUGAAAAAUGCAAAUUUCUACCCUUGGCAUUCAGAACUAUAAAGGCAAGACACAAAUCAGUUUACUUUGUCAAAUAUUGCUUUAUGUUUCAAUACUAUACUGUCAUUAGGAAAAAUCCUUUCAAAAUGUUAUGCUAAUUUUCCCCACGUAUAUUAAAAUAUAAACUUAUAAACCAAUGCCGAUUUCUAAAAUAUGUAUAAUUUCAAGUGGAAAACGUUUUCUUAGAACAGUUUUUUUUAAUCUAGCCUUUGGAAAGCAGUUUGUGCUGUGCUUAAUUUUUUUAUAGAUCUUAAAUUUAAAACAGAAUAUAGUGUCAUCUCUUUAUCAAAUUGGUAAAAACAAAUUUUCUGCUUCCUGAUAUAUGGAAUGUAUUCAUGUUCUCUGAGGUACUUAGAAUGGAUUCAUUUAAACAUCCAAACACUGAACAAAGGGAGGAAAGGGACUCAACAAAUUAAAAAUACCCACAAAAGGUAGAAAAAAUUCAGUAAUAUUUUUAGUAAGAGAUGCCUAAUGUUUUCUAACUAGAUUACUUAUAUGAAUACAUUUUUAUUAUAAACUUUUUACAAUAGGAAUAACUUGGUGUAGAGCUUCAUUUUAUUAAAUAUCAUUAUGUUUCUAAUUAUUCAUAUCCCUUCAUUUAUGGACAUCUAUAAUUUAUUAGAUAGCUUUUUUUCCAUAUCUGGAUUUUAUUUUUGACUGUCUGAAAACACUGAUUAGUCUUCCCUUUCUAAAGAUUAAUUUUAUGUGAAGAACUUUUCUACAUGUGAUGAAGUCUCUGUUCUCUUUUUCAAGGCAGUUUAGGACAACACUAUUUUGCACUUACGUUAGUUCCUGCUAACAUAAAUAUUUAAAAUGUGCAUCUUUGAACCCUAGAUUUACAUAAAUCUUGCCUUCUGUAAGCAUUUUCCUUUAUCCCAACUAAAAUAAAUAAUCAUUAAAACAUCUAUUAUAAAAUUACAUUUCCUAUUUUUAUAUUUAUGACAGUAAAAUGAACUAAUUACAUAGUACAUAUUGAAUCGUUUCAUAGUUCUAAAAUAACCAUUUUAUAGCUAAAUAUUUUAUGCAUUUUUAUAUGACUAAAAUAAAUUCACAGAUACUAAUCUCUUUGAUUGGAUAUAAGCUAAUAUCCUAUUCUAUCAUAUCCAAAUUGCUUUAAAUUAAGAUAAAAUGAGUAAAUCUGUUCUCAUGCAAAUGUUAUUAGUAACUGUUAAAGUGUAAUUUUCUCUGUAAUUUAGAGUUUACUUUCAUAUUUCUUCUUAAAUUGUAAGAUUAAAAGUAAGAAGUAAGGAUAGGGGUUUGGUGCAGCAUUUUUCACUUGGGAAGCCUGCAUCCCAUGGGCUGCCUGGGUUCUAGUCUUGACUCUACUCAAGAUCCCAGCCUCCCGCUAAUGCACGCCCUGGGAGACAGCAAGGAAUGGAUCAAAUACUUGAACCCCUGCCACCUACAUGAGAGACUCAGAUUGAACUCCUGCUUCCUGGUUUCAGCUUGGACCAGCCCAGGCUGUUGCAGGCAUUUGUGAAAUAACAGCAAUUGGGAGAUCUCUGCCUCUCUGCCUUUUAAAUAAAUAAAUUUAAAAUUUUUUAAAUGAAAAUAAUUAUAAAACA